CGCGCGGCUUACGUCGUGUCCUGCUUGGCCCCGCGGUGCUGUCUCACCGGUGAGGCCCGCGUUCUGUGCAACCUGCAGCCCCCAGCCUACUGCCACCAUGGAGUACCUCAUUGGCAUCCAGGGCCCGGACUACGUCCUUGUCGCCUCCGACCGGGUGGCCGCCAGCAAUAUUGUCCAGAUGAAGGACGAUCAUGACAAGAUGUUUAAGAUGAGUGAAAAAAUAUUACUCCUUUGUGUUGGAGAAGCUGGAGACACCGUACAAUUUGCAGAAUAUAUUCAGAAAAAUGUACAACUUUAUAAGAUGCGAAACGGCUAUGAGUUGUCUCCCACAGCCGCAGCAAAUUUCACACGCAGAAAUCUGGCUGAUUGUCUUCGGAGUCGGACCCCAUAUCAUGUGAACCUCCUCCUGGCUGGCUAUGAUGAACAUGAGGGACCAGCACUCUAUUACAUGGACUACUUGGCAGCCUUGGCCAAGGCCCCUUUUGCAGCCCAUGGCUAUGGUGCCUUUCUGACUCUCAGUAUCCUGGACCGAUACUACACACCCACCAUCUCACGCGAUAAGGCAGUGGAGCUCCUGAAGAAGUGUCUGGAGGAGCUCCAAAAGCGCUUCAUCCUGAAUCUGCCAACCUUCAGCGUCCGAAUCAUUGACAAAAAUGGCAUCCACGACCUGGACAACAUUUCCUUCUCUAAGCAGGGCUCCUAACGCCAUGCCGUCUUCCCACAUGUCAGGGAACUUUUUUGAUGUGCGCCUUUAUUUUUUUUCUACUCUUUCGACGUUGCACUCUUGAUAGAUGGUUAAUUCAGAAUAAAAUUGAAUAUGGAUAAAUUCA
This is a messenger RNA of Ochotona princeps (American pika), 830 nucleotides long. RefSeq names its product proteasome 20S subunit beta 2 (gene PSMB2). Gene Ontology annotation, molecular function: peptidase activity. Gene Ontology annotation, biological process: proteasomal protein catabolic process. Gene Ontology annotation, cellular component: nucleus; proteasome core complex; proteasome core complex, beta-subunit complex. The coding region runs from base 98 to 703 and encodes 201 amino acids. The transcript has 6 exons. Lineage: Eukaryota; Metazoa; Chordata; Mammalia; Lagomorpha; Ochotonidae. The record is from RefSeq and is a predicted model, not a curated record.